GUGCAGGUUCCUCGUCCCCAGCAAAUGCACAGGCUAUGUCGAGCAGCUCCACUGGCGUGAAUCAUAUGCCGGAGAUCACGAAGCCGGUGCCUCGAAUCAAGGAGGGCGAACCCAUUCCGACAGCCUACGUUCCGGGGCCGAAUGGGGAUUUGAUCCCGGUGUACGCGAGUAUGGAGGAGGUGGAGCGGGCGAAGCAGAAGAAGGGAACGAGUAAGGAGCCGAGUUCGAGUGGCGAAGAAGGUGGUCGUGGUGGAAAGAACAACAAGAAGAACCCAGCUCCUGUGACGACGUCAAGUAGCUUGGAAAGCGCAAGAACUAGCUUGGAGGACAGUGUUGAGGAAGUGAAGCAGCAUAAGGGUGACAGUAGUAGUCAUCACGCUAGUAGUAUCCAAGAAAAAAACUGUGUUGGUGUAACUUUCUUCUGCUGACAGCGUCUUCACACAUUUGCUCUCCAUGACAGAGAAAACCUGUGAUGCGUGGCUCAUACGGGAAAUAAAACACACAUGAAGAGAGGACUUUAUGGCUGUCUAUAAUUUUGUAAACAGAGUUACUACACUUACGCAGUUGUUUUCUUGCAUAACUUGCAACCACCACAACAACCGAGGUAACAAGAAAAAUGGUGCAAAACACCAGCAGCAGGGUGGGGGAAAUAACAAUAAGGGCGCCGGCGCCUCCGGGGGGAAACACCACCAGCAGAAGUAUAUGCAACAGCACCAGAAGCAAAAUUUUUACAACGCUCCUCCGACAGCAUCCCCCACUCACGCCCCGGCUCCUGGUAAGAACCAGGACGAGUUAAUGAU
Amoebophrya sp. A120 is the source of this 800-nucleotide messenger RNA. Lineage: Eukaryota; Dinophyceae; Syndiniales; Amoebophryaceae. The record is from the annotation of a GenBank genome assembly.